AUGACUGUAACCCCUAAAGAAAUGUGUGAGUCAGCAGUUAAUCUUACCAAUAUCUUGGUUCAAGCUGUAGCCAAUGUCAUCUGCUCCAUCGUAUUUGGAAAUCGGUUUGAGUAUGAUAACCUAAAGUUUCUGAAGCUUCUCAAUCUAUUUAAUGAAACUUUUCUGCUGAUGAGCUCCACUUGGGGACAGCUGCAUGACAUGAUUCCAGAGGUAAUGGACCACGUACCUGGUCCUCAUCAGAGAAUAAACAAGCUCUUAGAUGAAUUGAAGGUGUUUAUCAAUGAAAGAGUGAAGGUCAAUCAGAAAUCAUUUGACCCCUCCAACCCUCGGGAUUUCAUUGACUGUUUUAUGAUUAGAAUGAACCAGAUUCAAGAAAAACUGCAUGAGGAGAUUGCUCACGUCAUUGGGGAUAAUCGAAGCCCAAAUAUUGAAGAUCGGAGCAAGAUGCCAUAUACUGAUGCCGUAAUUCAUGAAAUCCAAAGGUUUAGUGAUGUUCUACCUCUAAAUCUCCCCCAUUCCACAAUUAAAGACAUAACAUUUCAUGGAUAUACUAUUCCAAAGGGUACCGAUGUAUACCCCCUUCUGUACUGCGCUCUCAGAGAUCCGAAGUAUUUUCCAAAUCCAAAUAAGUUUAACACUGGUAAUUUCCUGGAUAAAGAUGGCAAAUUCAAAAAAGAGGACGCUUUUAUUCCAUUUUCAACAGGAAAAAGGAUCUGUGCUGGUGAAGGAUUGGCUAAAAUGGAGCUAUUUCUCGUCAUAACAACCAUCAUACAGAAUUUCAAGCUAACUACCAAGAUGCAUUUAACUGAUGCUGACGUCAGCCCGAAGAUGACUGGAUUUAGCAAUGUUGCGAUACCUUACGAGGUUUAA
Bufo gargarizans (Asiatic toad) is the source of this 870-nucleotide messenger RNA. RefSeq names its product cytochrome P450 2G1-like. Lineage: Eukaryota; Metazoa; Chordata; Amphibia; Anura; Bufonidae. The record is from RefSeq and is a predicted model, not a curated record. The transcript has 7 exons. The coding region runs from base 1 to 870 and encodes 289 amino acids. Gene Ontology annotation, molecular function: heme binding; iron ion binding; oxidoreductase activity, acting on paired donors, with incorporation or reduction of molecular oxygen, reduced flavin or flavoprotein as one donor, and incorporation of one atom of oxygen. Gene Ontology annotation, cellular component: intracellular membrane-bounded organelle; cytoplasm. Gene Ontology annotation, biological process: xenobiotic metabolic process.